CAAGAUUUUAACUUUUAUUAAUUAUAUUUUAUAAAGGCUGGGGACGUUACAAUAUGUCGAAAGCCAAAGUUAGAUGAUGAUAAUAAUAGUAUUAUAUCAACAAGUAUAGAACAUUCACAUAGUAUAAGACGUAGACAUAAAUUUUCUAUUAGACAUGAUAUAGGUGAAAGAGAAAUACGGAGAAAUAAAGUAGGUGGUGAUUUCUCCCCUGCAAGUUCAAUAAGUGAUAGGAAAGGAAAGAAAAAACACAAAAGUCUUCCUGUACCGCCAAGAAAACCUGUUAAUAGUGCUGAAGAAGGUACCUCUAAAAAUGUUAAUGGUGUCGUUGUUGACCCUCGCCGAUUUUGUAUGGUGGAUCCAUUCAAUUUAGGUGGUCAUCGACGUAGUUAUACUUUAGAUACUACUUGGAAUAUAACCGCUUUUUUUGAUAGUGUAUCUAAUGAUAAAGAUGAUGAAAGUCCUGCUACUAUAUUAAUAGCUAAAAAAGAAAAUUUAGCAAGGAAUAGUCAUAAUAGAUUUAGUAUGCAACCUGCUCGUCGUAAUAAUAGUAAAAAACGUCGUUCUAUAGCAAAAGAAAUAAGGGAAGUUGAAGUUCGAACUUUUCGUUGGGAAUCUCGUCGCACAAAUCGUGAAAAAACUUGUUCUCAAUUAUAUGAACUAUACGAAAAACAAAUUGAUAAUUCCCUUUUAAAUAAUUUUACUCAAGAUAAACCAUUACCCCCUGUACCUUUUGAUAAUGAUGAUAAAUCAUUUUGUGAUAAUGAUUCUGAAACAAUAAUAGAUCCUGAAUUACAAUCAAUUAUAGACACUUUAUCUUUGAUAUCUGAUCAUCAUAGUGAUAUAUUUGAUGAUUCAAAUUCAUCUAUAUAUACUUCAACAAGUACUAUGCGUGAAUCUUUUUCUGAAUUAUUAAUUACUGAUGAAGUUAUGUUUAACUUAAUUGAAGAUGAAAUUUCUGCUUUAUCAACGAGAAAUUCUGUAAAUUCUUUUGAAACUUUACCAGUUGAAGUAGAAAUGUGUUUAUCAUGUAAACGAAGAUCAACCGAAAGUGGUUAUAGUAUUCAAUGGUGUAAAGCAUGUGAAAUGAAAAGAUUUGAACAACAUUUUGAAUCUUGGUCAAGUGGUAAUGAUGAUAUUGAUUGUUUCAUAUUAGAAAGUCAAUUAAAUUCAACAAAUUUCUUUGAUCAUUUGGAAUGGAUAUCAUUUGAUAGGUUACAAGAUGUUGAAUCAAUUGGUGAUGGUGAUACUACUUUUCAAGCCAUUUGGUUGGAUGGUCCUAGUAAUAGAUGGGAUACGAAAAAUAAUCGUUACGUUGGAAGUGGUGAAUGUUUAGUAGUAUUGAAAUGUUUUGAAAUUCCCGAAAAUUCUUCUUCAGAUUUCUUUGAUCAGGUAAAUAUACUUUUUUUUGACGUUCGUUUACGUUCGUUUACGUUCUUUUUACGUUCGUUUUACGUUUUAUUACGUUCGUUUUAUCGAAAAAUAUAAAAUAAUUACUAAUUUCUUUACUAUAUAUAUUAUUUAGUUGUCUAAAUAUCUUCGUUGUGAAGAUAAUAAUGGCGCACAUUUUGUACGUUGCUAUGGUAUAACACAGGAUCCAGAAUCGAAAGAAUAUAUGUUUGUGUUACAUUACGUAAAGGAUGGAAAUAUUUCCCAUUAUUUGAAACAAAAUUUUGUCGAUAUAACGUGGCAAAAAAG
This is a messenger RNA of Rhizophagus irregularis DAOM 181602=DAOM 197198, 1695 nucleotides long. Lineage: Eukaryota; Fungi; Glomeromycota; Glomeromycetes; Glomerales; Glomeraceae. The record is from RefSeq and is a predicted model, not a curated record.